Messenger RNA from Coregonus sp. 'balchen', 5237 nucleotides. The record is from the annotation of a GenBank genome assembly. Lineage: Eukaryota; Metazoa; Chordata; Actinopteri; Salmoniformes; Salmonidae.
AACUAUUAUAUUAAUCUGACUAUCCACAAUCACAUUAUUGUAUGCAUAUAAUCGUACUCAAUGUCUGUGUGAUCCUUUGUAUGUUGUAGAUGCAGGAGGUGCAGCAGAUCAAGGAGAUGACCCUGGCCAGUAACCGCAGCCUAGCAGAGCAGAACCUUCAACUGCAGCCCAGACUGCAUCACAAGAAGAGCCAGCUCACCAAGCGCUACAGCUCCCUACAGGAGAGCUUUGAGGCCUACCAGGUUUACAAAUCCAAACUAGGUAAUACAUGUUAAACUAGGUAAUACACGCUACAGGAUUAAGGUUCCUGCCCGUUGGGCCAUUCUGUCUUGGACAAGGCUUUCUUACUGUUUGCAAAAUUAGAGUAUAUUUGAAUUUACAAUGCAUGACUGUUGACAUGAAUAGGUUGAUAUGAUAAACAACUUUUAUGUUUGUUGACAUAAACAUGGUGCUGCUAUUAACGGUUUGUGUGAUGGCUUUACGGUUUGAAGAAGUUCAAUGAUAUUACCUGGAUUGCCAAAUUGACAACUCACUUUGAGCUUUUGAACAUUGUCGUUGACUAUCAUGGAGGGUAGUUUGUGACGUUGCAUAAUAUUUUUCUCUUGUUUGUUCUUCCGUUAGAUCAUGACACACAGACCUGACCAGUUUCUCCAACUUUUCCCAUCAGAAGGCCCCCGGGCCUGUAUAGAGGCCCUAACCCAGUUUCAUCUUCCCUCCUGCACUAGCUAAUCUCUGCCAGUAUUGAGCAGGAUCCAGCAUUGAAUUAGAUUCCUGCUAUACUGCAGUAGCUGAGAGAGAGACAGAGGUAGAGGGCGAUGGGGGUAGAGGGCGACGGGGGUGGAGAGAGAGAGAGAGAUGUAUACCCACAUGUUGACACUCCUCCACAGCACUUUGUGUGGGAUGGAUGUGGGUACGCAGACCCACAAGUCACUGCGGCCCCCAUGAUGAGUUCUGUUUUUUUGUGGCCCCCACCCCUAUCAAAGUUGCCCAACCCUGAUCUAGGAGGUCUACGGACAGUUCCUUGGUAUAGUUUCUGCUCUGACAUGCACUGUCAACUCUGGAACCUUAUCUAGACAGAUGUGUUUCUUUCUAAAUCAUGUCCAAUCAAUUGAAUUGGCAACAGGUGGACUCCAAUGAAGUUGUAGUGACAUCUCAAGGAUGAUCAAAGGAAGGCUUUAGGGGACCCCCACCCGCGUCCUAUGCCACUGAAUAAAUUGACUGCUGAUACUUAUGACCUGCUAUGUCUCAGCAGUUGCCAGGAAGCCCACUCCAAACAGCAUGCCAACAUUUCACUUCAGUCUUUGUUCUGGCGGCUUUAGCACUCACUGAUAAAGUUAGUUUGACUUUGUAUUCUCCUCUAGUCACAGGAGCAGUGAUUUGGCCCUCCCUAAGGCAUAGGCUGCCAUUUUCCCUCCUUCCGUUGAACAGGAUUUCUGUCUCUCUCUGCCUCCUGUUGUACACAGUAGAUGGUAUUGUGCUUUUAUAUUUUUACAAUUUAGUAAUUUAGCAGAAGCUCAUAUCCAGAGUGACUUAGUGCAUUCAUCUUAAGAUUGCUAGGUGGGACAACCAAAUAUCACAGUCAUAGUAAGUACAUUUUUCCUCAAUAAAGUAGCUAUCAGUAAAGUCAGAGCUAGAAAGAAGAUGGGCAGGGACUCUGCUGUGCUAGCUGCAGGGGGAAGCUGGUUCCACCAUUGGGGUGCCAGGACAGAGAAGAACUUGGACUGUGCUGAGCAGAAACUGCCCUCCCAUAGGGGUGGGAGGGCCAGGAGACCAGAGGUGGCAGAACGGAGUGCUCCGGUUGGGGUGUAGGGUUUGAGUUUAGCCUGAAGGUAGGGAGGGGCAGUUCCUCUUGCUGCUCCGUAGGCAAGUACCAUGGUCUUGUAAUGAAUGCGAGCUUCGACUGGAAGCCAGUGGAGUGUGCAGAGGAGGGGGGUGACAUGGGAGAACUUGGGAAGGUUGCAGGGGUUUGAUGGCACAAGCGGGGAGCCCAGCCAACAGCGAGUUGCAGUAGUCCAGACAGGAGAUGGCAAGUGCAUGGACUUUUAUAUUCCCAUGCUCCACUUGUGUGGCCGUUUAUGUUAUGGAAGGCCUCGCCUCCUGCCAUUUGUUGAUGGCAAGAUGGCUUUUGUCAAAUGUAGGUUACUGGUUUCCCUAUGUGCUGGCUGGCUGGCGCUGUCUGUCCUAGUUGUGGAUUUGCUGUAAGCAGCAGUAGCAGCAGCCGUAGUGCAUCUUUAUGGGAAGGACAGAGCAGGGCUGUGUCCCAAAUGGCACCCUAUUCCUGCGCAAUAUAGUGGAUAGGGUGCCAUUUGGGAGACAACCCACAGCGCUGGGAGCAACUGAACUCAGCCAUGUGACCCAGAUGAAAAGCAUGGUCUUCAGGCAGAAUCAACCCAGUAUUGUUUGGUCUGUGUGUUUCCUUUGCAUACAGUGACUCCCUCCAUCCUCCACCAUGGCAACGGCAACAAGGGUGCUUCAGAAGAUGCUCCAGGGUGGUAGUGAGUGCAGGGCCAGGGUGGCAGGACAGACUGUGCCGCCCUGCCCCUUAGUACAGCAGCGGGCUGUUGUGCUGCCGGGCGUGUGAGGGCAAAAGUGCAUGGGAGGGAGGGAGCGAAAGGGAGAGUGGCCAAAAACUCCCCCUCACUGUCAUGGAGGCUGGUCUGUAUCCAUUACUAAAUGGCACUCAUGAUCCCUGGGUCCAAACUGUGUGUGUGUGUGUUCCACUCUGGUCUUUCAGAGGUGGAGAAUCAUUCCAUUGUAUGGAGGAGUGCUGAUGCUCCUGUGAGUCUGUCUCGUUGGAGAGGGGAUGAGCGAGUCGUUUGGCUGGAGCCAUAGAGAGUGUAGAGACCCUGGCUGGGCCAGAGGAAGAGCUUCUAUCCUCCUAACACCUCACUCUGCAACUCACACCCACAGUACACUUGGAUUUGGUUCUAAUACACUACUUGGAACAUGUCUAGUUCACAAAUAAAUCCAACAAUCUCAGUCAUGCCAAUUGGAUCGAUGACCACUUCCCCUCCCCCAUCCUCCCUGUUUAAAUGUUGUUUUCCUGUGAUGCUGUCAUGAGAGUGGUGAUGGUGGACACUGGACAGACAGUAGUUCACUCUCUGGCAGUGUGGUAAUUCACUGUGAGUGGGUGCACUCCACUAGCUGGGGCAACUGUGAAACGCCGUUCAUCACAUGCCUGGGGAAAGGUCGUUAAAUUAAGCCAGUUUUUAUUUGGCACUGAGCAGGGAGGUGGAGGGGGCCAGGCCUUUGUCCAGGCUUUACCGUGUUUUCUCUCGAUGACUGUCUUUCUCUCUGUCUCUCUGUCUCCGCCGGUCUCCGUCUGUCUCUCUCUCUGUCUUUCUUUCUUUCUUGCUGGAGCUCCUUGAUGGAAUGUAUGGCUCAUAUCUGUCUUAUUAUGACAAGUCAAAUGGGUUUACGCAUACUUAUUUUGUUAUUACACAAACAUUGUAAUAACAGAUAUGCUGAAACAUAUAACACAUACAAAUAUUUCCAACCGCUCAUGUUCUCGCCUUAUAGGCUACAUGAGGUCUGUCUUUCUGUAAGGUGGGAUUUGUCCAGUGUUGGUGAAAUAUGAGAGAGUUGGCAUUGGCACCACACUAGUGGGCAGGGAUCAGAAACCUAGAGGUUUGCUGUGUGACCUGGUUGCUUUGGUGUCAGGUCCUGCAUGUAAUUCCAGCAGCUCCAGCUGGUAUUGACUUUCAGUCAGCAGACUGACUCAACACAGGAACAGGAACAAGGCUGGCCUCUUGUUCAGAUUCCUUGGAGACUCCCUGACUGUGCCAAAUAGCACCCCAUACUCACAUAGGGCUCUGGUCAAAAGUAGUGUACUAUUUAUGGAGUAGGGUGCAUUUACAGACGCAGGCCCCAAUCUAUUUCAGUUCACCACUCAUUAUGAAAGACCGUCAGUCUCUUUGCUCAGAGUGGAUCUAUCCUGGCAACUCGUAAUGAGGCCUUGGUUCGGGUGUCAGUCAGAGGAUGUUGUUGUAGAGAAUGAGUGACGGCUGGAUAUGGAGCUGUGCGUUUCCCCCCUCACUGGUUGAAUACUCCCUCAUACUUAUGUAGUAGUCAUCAUGUUAGUCAGUGUCUCAUGUUAUUGAGGCCUACUCAUUCUUUUCAGCAGUACAUUUUAUUCGGGUGACUAUGAGAGGCAAUUUUUUUUUUGAUUAUUUCUAGUUGCGGUUGUAAAACAAAAUGUAAACAUUUGUCUUGUCCUUUCUGUUCUCUCUUCUGUUCAGACCACACAUUUUCAAGUGUUGUCACUGUGAGAUUAUGAAUUCUAGUUGCAGUAGUAAACAAAAUGUCAACUUUUUAUUUUAUUUUUUCUCAUCUGCUCACAGACCACAGCUCUGGGAACAGUUCAUUGGACACAUUGCUUGCUCUAUUGCAGGCAGAGGGAGCCAAGAUUGAAGAGGAGACCGAGGUAAGCAGCAUUACAACACCUCUCUCUCUGUCAAAGGAUGGCCUAAUGUCUCUUGUGCCAUCAGUUUAAACACUGUGUCCUGCCUUUCCUGUUUUUAUUUCCGCUGUGGCCCACAGGGCCUAUCAUUUAUGGUUUAUUAAUCUGACUUUAUGGUCCCGUUUGUUACAAGUUGGGAGAACACCUCACAGUUUUGUUACUGUCCAAUCCUCACAUCUAUUCAUCACAUUGUUUAUACUUUAUUUUAUUUAGCAUAAAAAAAGAUUUGCGUUUGCAUGGAAUCUCCAGACUGCUUCAUUGGAAUGUUUUAAAACCAUCCCUCUUUUCUAAAAAGAACAUGGCUGACUCCUUCUUGGACGGCGACGUCACCCUGGAUGCCUUCAUGGACUCGUACCAGAGCAACAGGAAGCUAGCCCACCUGAGGAGGGUGAAGAUUGACAAGCUGCAGGAGAUGGUGCUGAAGGGUGGGCGGCUGCCUCGGGUCCCAGUCCCCUGCUCCCACCCUCAGGAGGUCUCAGCCAGGCCAGCCCCCCUCUACACAGAUGCCAACAACCACAACCCCUUUCCAGUGCCCCAGCCAAGGAGAGCCCCCCCUCCCCCUCCAGCCCAACAACCCUCAGCUGUAGCCCCACAGCCCCAGCCUGCUGUCUUCUCCUACCCUGCCACCCCAUACCCCCCUAUCCCCCCCAGGGUGGGCCACUCUUUGCUCAGUGUCAACCCUGGGUAUCUGCAGCCUUUCGUGUCUCAGUACCCCCCUGCCCUGCCUCAGAGGCCUCCCCCUCGCAUGGCUCCGCAGUCUGGCUUCAUGAUUCAGUAG